AUGGCAGGCAAUAAGUUGGUGUUAGAGGGGAAGACUAGUAUUAUUAGCUUUUUCUGUGGACUCGGCGUUCUUUUGAUCCCCUUUCUUACAACAGUAGCACCUCAUAUAGACUGGGUUCUCGAGUAUUUAACGGGAUCUAAUGGUAAAAUAGCCUCGGUUGUGUACCUCACAGUAAUCAACGGCUUCCUUCUACUGAUAUACAAGGGACCUCUAUACAAGGUCGCCGUGCGUGCAUGCUUUCUUGGAUUUGCCUUCGGAUGCGGUAUCAUAAUAAGUUGUGCAGACACAACAUGGACACACUUUGGAUGGUACAUGUGUUCACUCGCCUUCUUCCACUACUCGGAGUAUCUGGUGACGGCGAUCAUCAACCCACGCAGUCUCACACUGGAUUCCUUCCUCCUCAACCACAGUUUCGAAUACACGAUUGCUGCUGCGUCAUCGUGGAUUGAAUUCAUAGUAGAGAAGCUGCUAUUUCCAGAUGGGAAACAGAUGACAUGGCUCAGUGUGCUGGGGCUGGGGAUGGUGAUAUGCGGUGAGUUCCUGAGGAAGAUGGCCAUGUUCACGGCCGGCUCCAACUUCAACCACAUCGUGCAGAACGAGAAGUCGCAGAGCCACAUCCUGGUCACCGGCGGCGUCUACGCCUUCUUCAGGCACCCCUCCUACGUGGGCUGGUUCUACUGGAGCAUCGGCACACAGGUGAUGCUGUGCAACCCUAUUUGCAUCCUGGGCUACACGCUGGCCAGCUGGCGCUUCUUCCGCGAGCGCAUCGAGGAGGAGGAGAUCUCCCUCAUCCACUUCUUCGGCGACGACUACAUCGAGUACAAGCGCAGGGUGCCCUCUGGCCUUCCCUUCAUCAGGGGGAUCAGGAUGGCCCCCUAAACCACACACACACACACAAAAACGUGGAACGGACUACCUCCACUACACUGAACUGGACUGGAUUGGAUUGGGUAGGAUAGGUGUUGUGGGAGGGCCUGCAAGAGGAGAUCCUGGGAUACGAAAUGCACAUUGUGUGAAAGGUGGGGGAAGCUAGAGCUAGAAACCCUCACCUGAACUUGACAGGCACCGUGAGAUUAGAGCAGGCUAGCUGUGGCUGUGGCUGUGGCCCGGAGUGUGAUGCUCUGGAUAUGCCCCGGGGGUUCCUGUCUCACCUCCCCCCCCUCUCUCUCUCUAGUCUGAUGGACCGGGGACCUGGGUCACAGCAUUAAGGGCAACCAGGACAACAAGCUGCAUUGUCUUGGGGACACUGGUCUGCUCUGAGCAUGGCUGAGGAGUUGAUGUAUCCACCAAUCGACUCCAAACACCACCACCACCACCACCACCAUCCACUGACCUCUCGUCUCGUGCACACCAAACAUGCACGGCACACAUGGCCACCUGGACUCAACCACACAGACACCUUCCAAAACAAAAAGUGUCUCGUUUUUCUUUUUUUGGUAAUCACACUCAUAAAAUUGUAAUGUACACGUCAUCUCUUUCUGUCACUCUCACACUUUCUCUCUCUGUCUCUCUCUCACGCACACUCAUUCCUCACUCUGUAUGUAUACAUUUCAUCUUUCAAAAAAAAAAGUCACCUUCAAUGUCUGUUGCAUCAGCCCACCCAGUGUAUAACUAGGGUGUUAAAUGUAAAGUUGUUUUGUUUUUUGCUGUAAUGUUUUAAGAUUCUCCAGAUCAUGUAGCCCCUCUGAUGGUUGUUCCAAAAGAUUAGAGAUGGGGAGCAAUGUUUGUUUCAUCAAGCAUAAAUGUUACUGAUUCAGGAAUACGUCUUGAAGAAUCAGGGCCACUGAUCACGUAUCUGGUGUCAUGUUUGCUUACGCAUCAUUUCCAGCAAUGGACCCUAAAUUAGAGUCUGGGCAUCUGACAAUAGAAACCAGUGUAUUGUCUUUUAGCCAGCGACAGAUUGUGUUCCUGUUUUAUUUAGUUUUGUAUUUAAAAAAGGAGUUUUAUAUGGACCUUGACCCAGAUUUUGGCAGUGUUUUUCCAUUCAGAUGUGUUAGCUGAAGUUCAUAUUCAAAGCCAUGUCCUGUUUUACUACUGUUUCGUUAGCAAGUUUUUAUCUGACUUUGUGGAGUGAUGAUGGUUAUUUAAAAUGUUUCCAAUAUUUGUGGCGAAUGCGAGAAGCAAUCUGUGUGCUUGGUUGUUGUGGUGGCCCGUGCUGGUCACGCUUGAUUUUAUGAUUAUGAUGAUGGACAUAAAUAAUGCUGUUAGCUGUGGAACAUCUGAGGAAUUGUGUUGCGGAUUUAAAUUAUUCAGAGGAUUUUCUACAUGAAGCAUUGAGUAGUGAUUGUGAUCCUUUCAGUGUGGCAUUUGAAAUUAAAGAAAACUUAUUUGAGUCAAGGGCCAGUUGUAGCAGACCUUUGUAGCUUGUCUGCAAGAGUGACCUGGUCUUGGAAUAAACCAAAAUAUACGUGCUUUCCAGAGGUUGAUGCUUUAUUCAGGGAAUUCUUCUGAGGUUUUUUUAAAUUCUAUAUAUUUUUUGUUUGUUUAUUUCAUCUUCAUUCCCACUCAUUCAUCUUCGUCACCCCCCACUCCUUGUGUUCAACCAUCUCAAAGUCUUGAAACCAACAGCAGCACUGAUUCCAGUAGCACAGUGGACCUGACCUGAGAAUGAAGGCUGAUGCGCAGCUGCCUCAGCACUCCUCAACUUGCUUGGGUUUAAGGGAAGAGAUUCAUCGGGUAUUGAUUUGUUUUGCCUGACGUGGCUUGGCUGGGCUGGGCUGGGCUUGGCAGGGCAAGGCCAAACCGGAAAUGCACUGACUGGAUUUGGUGUUUGAUGUGCACACAGAUUAUGUGUGGAGUAAUGGAAACUGACUGCUCAGCACACUUAAACGAAUUAAGAGCACUAAGUAUACACAAUGGUCCUGGGUUAUUGUGAACAUGAGCACAUGUGGUAGGUAUCUAUCUGUGAUAUUGCUGACGGGAUGCAGAUUUUUUUUUUUUUAGAUGAUGGUUGACUUGCACUAUAAUACAAACGCAGACCUAUUAGGGAAUUUUACUGUGGAGGAAAAAAAAGAGUUUACUUCCUAGGUGAUUACUGUGCAUUUACUCACGUUUUCAAAAUUGAAAUAAAAAAAGAAGAAAAAUGGAAACAUUUCAAAUGUGUGAAAUAAAGUUCAUGUUUAAUCA
Molecule: messenger RNA, 3126 nt
Organism: Engraulis encrasicolus (European anchovy)
Lineage: Eukaryota; Metazoa; Chordata; Actinopteri; Clupeiformes; Engraulidae
Gene: icmt
Product: isoprenylcysteine carboxyl methyltransferase
Exons: 5
Coding region: 1-879 (292 amino acids)
Biological process (GO): C-terminal protein methylation
Cellular component (GO): membrane; endoplasmic reticulum
Molecular function (GO): protein C-terminal S-isoprenylcysteine carboxyl O-methyltransferase activity
Source: RefSeq, a predicted model, not a curated record